Molecule: messenger RNA, 1011 nt
Organism: Hydatigera taeniaeformis
Lineage: Eukaryota; Metazoa; Platyhelminthes; Cestoda; Cyclophyllidea; Taeniidae
Source: the annotation of a GenBank genome assembly
AUGGAGCUGUGUGUGUGUGUGUGUGAGACGGCCAUUUGGGUGAGACGUCUGUACGUGGAGGCUGGUGUGGUUGGGGGAAUGAAGUGGUUGUCGGAUGUGGUGCACUCGUUGGGCCUCAAAUUUGGCAUCUACUUGGACUUUGGGACGAAGACGUGUGCCGGAUUUCCAGGCAGUUUGGACUACCUUGAAGUGGACGCGGCUACUAUGGUUGAUUGGGGUGUCGACUACAUCAAAAUGGACGGCUGCUACAGCAAACCCAGUAUCCAAGCCGAUGGAUAUGCAAUGUUUGGACAGUUCUUGAAUGCCUCCAACCGUCCGAUAGUGUUUUCUUGCAGUUAUCCCGCCUAUCAACACUGGACCGAUGGUGAAAAACUUAACUGGUCCCAACUUGUCGAAAACUGCAACCUCUGGAGAAUGCUAGGCGACAUUCAGGACUCGUGGGCUUCAGUACUGUCAAUAAUGCGCGAUUAUGAGACGCAUCGGGAGACACUGAUUCCGCUCGCUGGACCGGGUCACUGGAAUGACCUUGACAUGCUUAUAGGUGGGAAUUUUGGGCUCUCGUGGGACGAGACUCGAGUGCAAAUGGGUGUGUGGGCUAUGCACGCUUCUCCUCUCAUCCUCUCCCUCGACCUAGCCACUGUCCAUCCUGAAAUGAAGGAGAUUCUUCAAGCACCGCUCGUCAUUCGUGUAAAUCAGGACAAACUCGGCAAACCAGCCGAACUUCUCAUUCCUGAGUUAGGAGUAAAGGUAUGGACACGAAAACUUGCAGAUUUCAAUGCGGGUUGGGCGUUGGCAUUUCUCAACCUUAAUGACGAAUCUGGCUUUCCGAGAGCCCUUGUCAUCGCCCUGCAUGAACUUGGGAUUCCACCAAACGGUGAUGGUGGAAGCACCUUCAGACUGAUCGACGCCUUCACGGGAUCGGACCUCGUGACCACUAACUCCACGGAGCCUUUUGAAGUCCGCAUCAAUCCUAGCGGAAUAGUUAUGCUGAUUGCUCAACCACUUCAAUAA